AUGGAGGGUUUCCGCUUCGCUUGCACGGUCUUGCUGCUGCUUGUAUUGUCUGCUAAAGGAAGGGAAGAUGGGAUUGCUUUGCCGGCUUGUGACGGGCGAGGGAGAAUCCGAUGCGAAGAUGGAAUGCAAUGUAUUGAUAAGCGGUGGAUGUGCGAUGGGCGGUACGACUGUGAGGAUCGCUCCGAUGAAAGCCCAAAAAUUUGCAAGCGCACCAAGCAGGUUGUGUCAUCAGGUGCUUGGCCACUUGGUGGCCUUAGUGGCGGUUGUUUAACAAAGUGGUUCGCGUGCCGCGAUGGCGGAUGCGUAGCGCCAGCCUCCGUUUGUGAUGGUAGAAGGGAUUGCCGCGACGGCUCCGACGAAGCGGCCUUCUGUGUUCAUUUCAAUACCAAGAUGCGCCGCAAAGACAAAGACUCAAUUGUGUAU
Mesorhabditis spiculigera is the source of this 423-nucleotide messenger RNA. The record is from the annotation of a GenBank genome assembly. Lineage: Eukaryota; Metazoa; Nematoda; Chromadorea; Rhabditida; Rhabditidae.